AUGGAGCUCGAGAAGUUGGACCAGACGCUCAAGCGCGUGCACCCGAAGCUGCAGUUCGCGCAGGAACAGUCCCCCGAGAUCGACCUCCAGGCAACAAUCCAAAGCAUGCUGCCGAAGACGUUACGCCUGAAUGGCCAAUUAUCUUCUGUAAGGCCCAUGCCAGUCUACCCUGGGGACGGCGAGAGGGCCGCCGUGCCGCGGCUCGUGGUGGUGACUGGCCACAAGGGCGUCGGCGGCAAUGUGGGGUUGAACGGCGUUUACGAGCGCCACCCAGACAAUUUCUGCAGCCGCCCGGUGUACCAGAAGUUCUUGGAGAAGCGCCGCGACGUCGUGAAGCCCGCCUCGUCGGCAGAGCCGCUUGGCUCGCCCGAGUUGCAGGCCUCUUCCUCCAAGGGCCGCGGGCACCCGCGCCUCGAGCUGCGGGACAUGCCGCCGCCGACCAUCGGGCGCGCUGGCGGGAUCACGUACAACCAGACAGCGGCGUACAUGAAGGCACCGAAGGUGAAGCCGAAGCCGAAGUCGGACAGCCUGGACAGAGUCGGCACGGCGCAAGAGGUGUGGUUCCUCUACUUCAUGGACGCCCAGGGGCGUUGGUGCAUCGGCCCGUUCGUCGGCUCCCAAGAGGCCUACGCGAGGUGCCCGGGCUCCGGCGAGACGGUGCCCGACGGUCUCGUCGGCUGGGAGGUGUGGGACAUGGGCCUGAAGUAUUGGCGGCGCCAGAACCGGAUGCAAGCUGUCAAGGGUGGAUAUUGA
Prorocentrum cordatum is the source of this 753-nucleotide messenger RNA. The record is from the annotation of a GenBank genome assembly. NCBI's taxonomy places the organism in Eukaryota, Dinophyceae, Prorocentrales, Prorocentraceae.